UCUAUAAAAUUUUGAAUUCGGUCACAGUCUCGCCGACUGUUCACUUUGAAUUAUCUACAAAAUUUAUGUUUUAUUAUAUGUUUGUGAAAUAUUUAAUAACAGAAAUAUAAUUCUAAUUAUUACGGAGUAUUGGUAUCUGGAAUGCGAAAAUGAUUUGAAAAAAAAAAAUAGUACUCAUAUUUUAUUGAUCUUCUUCCUCCUGUUUUAUAUUGGAUCGUGGUGAGUGUGUAUGUGUGUGAAGAAUCUAUCUAUAUCUAUUAUUAUCAAAGAAAAGAAAAGAAAAGAAGAAUGGAAGGAGCAAUGGGAUUGAUGAGAAGAAUCCCACCAAAACACACAGAAACAGCACUCAAUGCACUUCUUUCCCUCUUACCUGAUCACUCCUCUGAUCUCCUUUCUCAAAUUGAUCUCCCUCUUCAGAUCUUAUGUGACGUGGAUAAUGGGAGAGAGUUCGUUUUGUGUGACUACAACAGAGAUGCCGACUCUUACAGAUCGCCUUGGUCAAACAAAUACCAUCCUCCAUUAGAGGAUGGGUUAUAUCCAUCUGCGGAAUUGAGGAAACUUGAAAUCGAAGCAAACGAUGUCUUCACAAUAUAUCGUGACCAGUAUUAUGAAGGUGGUGCUUCGUCAGUCUACUUGUGGGAGGACGAUGAUACAGAAGGCUUCUCUGCUUGUUUUCUGAUUAAAAAGGAUGGAUCUAAGUAUGCGCAUGGCCGAAGAGGUUACCUGAAUGAGGGAGGUUGGGAUGCUAUACAUGUUAUUGAGGUGGGCCCGGAAGUAGAAGGUAUCGCAAAUUACUGUCUAACGAGUACUGUAAUUCUAUCAAUGACUACAGAUCAUGAGACAUCUGGCACAUUUAGUUUGUCGGGAUCAAUCAGGAGACAGAUGAAAGCAGAUCUCUCGGUAGCAGAUGGCCAUCUAUGCAACAUGGGAAAGAUGAUAGAAGAACUUGAAGGAAAGUUGAGAUAUUCACUUGAUCAGGUUUACUUUGGGAAAACAAAGGAGAUGAUAUGUAAAUUGCGUCCUUCUACCGAACUACCAAGUACAAGACUUCCUUGAAGUUCAAGCGAUGGUGAUCACAUACGACCAGUAUUCAUGUAGGCAGUGUUGAUGAAUUAGUGCUGUUUUUGGCAGCACAUUUUGGUCAGUACAUUUCAACUUCCAAUAGACCUUAUAUCUUGUGCUGGAGCUCAUGUCAUGUCCAUUACGGCAGAACAUUAUAUAUACCGAUUUGCUAUAAAAAGAUUAAAGUUCAGGUUAUCGUGAGGGCUUUAGACCGGAGGUUCAUGCACAGCCCUUCUCUGUAGUAUUUAAAACUGGCCUCAUAUAGUUUAUGUAGCGACCAUAUUUGGAUGGUCCGAAUAAUCUAAAGUACUUGGACCUUUGUAAUAUCAAGUGACAGUACUAAUGGUUUUUGGAUGCAUAUUUUGAUA
Molecule: messenger RNA, 1430 nt
Organism: Erigeron canadensis
Lineage: Eukaryota; Viridiplantae; Streptophyta; Magnoliopsida; Asterales; Asteraceae
Product: probable F-actin-capping protein subunit beta
Exons: 8
Coding region: 289-1056 (255 amino acids)
Biological process (GO): cell morphogenesis; actin cytoskeleton organization; barbed-end actin filament capping
Cellular component (GO): cytoplasm; F-actin capping protein complex
Molecular function (GO): actin filament binding
Source: RefSeq, a predicted model, not a curated record